Molecule: messenger RNA, 4341 nt
Organism: Diorhabda sublineata
Lineage: Eukaryota; Metazoa; Arthropoda; Insecta; Coleoptera; Chrysomelidae
Gene: Galphaf
Product: guanine nucleotide-binding protein G(f) subunit alpha
Exons: 6
Coding region: 160-1308 (382 amino acids)
Biological process (GO): adenylate cyclase-modulating G protein-coupled receptor signaling pathway
Cellular component (GO): heterotrimeric G-protein complex
Molecular function (GO): GTP binding; G protein-coupled receptor binding; GTPase activity
Source: RefSeq, a predicted model, not a curated record
GAUUCAAAAUGAUUUCUAUUCUACUCGACAUUGAUAAGAUUGAUAAAUAAUAGAUAUAAAUAAUAAAUUUUUUAGAUAAAAUAUUAAAACUAGAUUAAAGAUUAAUAAUUAUUUUGGUGAUACUGAAACGUUGCGUUAUAAAAGGUAGGUAAUCAAAAUAUGGUUUGUGGUAGUAGUACACAAGAAGAUAAAAAUGACCAUGAACGAUAUACCACGAAAUUUUUGGGCACAAAUAAAUUAUUGUUACUGGGUACUGGAGAAUCUGGUAAAACUACUAUUAUUAAACAGAUGAAAAUUUUGCACAUCAACGGGUAUUCGAACAUUGAACGUAAAGAAAAAAUUCCACUUAUAAAACAAAACAUUCACGAGUCUAUAUAUGCUAUAGUUAGUAAUAUGGAUAAACUUGAUCCGCCUGUAGAUGUAGAAAAAGCAGAAACUAAAGAGUCCGUUGACUUUAUUUUGAAAUUAGGACCCACAGGACCUAGUGAAUUUACAGAGGAGUACGUACGUCAUGUAAAAACAGCUUGGAAUGAUGGAGGAGUAAGAAAAACUUUUGAAAGAUCCAAUGAAUAUCAACUUAUUGACAGUACAGAGAUAUUUUUGAAUAAAAUAGACGAAAUCAACGACCCGGAGUACAUACCAACGAAUCAAGACAUUUUAUUCUGUAGAGCUGUAACAAGAUCAAUUACAAAAAUUGAGUUUGAUAUACCAGUACCAAAAAAAUACGGUGGUGGUACCGCAGAAUUUUGGAUGUUCGACGUCGGUGGGCAAAGAGGAGAAAGAAAAAAAUGGAUUAAAGUAUUUGCUGGAAUACAAGCAAUAUUGUUUCUUAUAGCAGCUAGCGAUUUCGAUAUGACAUUAAGAGAAGAUUCCUCUGUUAAUAGACUGAAGGAAGCCUUUAAUCUCUUUAGAGAUAUAUAUUCGAGUGUGUCUGUGAAAGACGCUGCCAUGAUUGUUUUCCUGAAUAAACAAGAUGUGCUACAAAAGAAAAUUGAACAAGGAAGAAAACUGGAAAAAUACUUCCCUGAAUAUACUAAUUUCAAGCCAAACGGGAAAGAAGAAUGUAACAAUGAAUAUGAUAGAGCAAAAAUAUUUUUGAAACAAAAAAUAAUAGGAAUUGCUCAAACACCUGUAUUCAUCGAAAACAUGGGAUUUGCACCAGGAAAGAAUAUUACUGAGCAAUUACCGCCGAGAGAAGUUUACAUUCAUUAUACUAUUGCUACCGAUACCAAUAAUAUCAAAAAAGUUUUCGAUUCUGUUCAUGAAAGUAUCCUCAGAAAAAGAGUUUCAGAAAUUGGAUUAUAUUAAAUAAAAUUGUUUGUCAAAAUGUUUUUAAGCUUAGCUCAACCGACCUACAAACUCCUUUUAUCUUGGUAACGUAGUUUAUGAAAAAAGAAGAAAUAGCAUUAAUAACCACAAAUCACUACAUAUUAUAAAACGAGAAAGAGCAAUUUGAGGAAUUUUGAUCAAAUUUUGUAGACUGCAUGUGCAGUAUUAAGUCAGCCACACCCUAGAUUAAAUACUACAAAUAUACAAGGUGACAAAUGGAAAAUUGCUUAAAGUAGGUUCGUUCCAAACCAUCAAGAAACCGUCCUUGGUACGGUGAAGAUUCUGCGCAAUAGAUAUUACGUGUUCCAACCGAACAGUUACCGUUAUGCGAACGAUUCUGUUUUGUGUUUCAACCGAUUUAGGAAUUGUUUGUGAACCGUUUUCGGAAGAACCAUACAUAACCGGAGAUUGCGCAGAAAAUAUCAUUUGAACGCUUCCAAUAACCGUUUCAAGAAUGGUCCAGACUAACAGGUUGGAACAAAGCUAGUAUAUGCUUCCUCUACUCUACCGCAGUUUCUAUUGAGACGCCAUAAAGAGCAGUACCUGUACUUUAAAAUGAGUGACUUUACUAACGAAGUAAAGGUGUAUCUCAUCGAGUGCUUUUAUUCUAAAGGUAAAAACUAUACUGAAGCAUUUGAAGGGUUUCAUACUAAGUUUGGAAGUAAAAAGUCAGUCAGUAAAAAUACGCUUAGAAGGUAAGAAUAAAAAAAUAUAUAUUCGACUUUAUGAUAUUACGAAGUUUAUGGUGAACGCGGUUUAGGAUAUCCCAAAGACACACAUGUAUAGAAUGGCCCCCGUAUUCACCUGACUUAAACCCGAGUGAUUUAUUCUUAUGGGGCUUCACGAAAGAUUACUGUUAUGUAGAAAAACUCGAGACUAAAGAUGAUUUGAGAGGAGCUACUAGAAAAGAAAUUUUUUGAUUUGAUUAUUGUGCAAAUACAGAUGGGGAUAACUUCGAAAAUAUUUACCAUUAAUGGUCAAUCCCUAGCCAAGUCUCAUCUUUUUUUUAAACUUAAUUGUGUCUGUUGAAAAUGUUCAAUUGAACCGAAACCUAUUUCAAAUAAAAAUUACUACUUCAGUGACUUCUCAAUGUUUUUAUUAUUUUCCCUGCACCUACCUGAAAAUUAUAAGUGAUUACUUUAGGCAACAUCCCAUUUGUCACCCGUUAUCACUGUUUUGAUCUCUUUCGCAACGCCUCGGACAUUUAAAUCGGUAAUUUUUAGGGAAUGUUUUGGUCGAGAUAUCGAGUCGAGGGAGCAGUCUUGAUAUCAGAUUCUUUGGAUCAUUUUUAGGUAGUAUAAGGGAAAUUAUGUUUAUAGGAAGGUUUUUUGUAGUUGGUGCUGAUAUAGGAGUUGCUCCUCUGCAGAGCUGGGGUUCGGCUAUGCUAGCUAAAAAGGAGGAAAAGCGACGACCAUUGGUCAGAAGAAACGAAGAUAGAGCUCUAGACAAGUUAGCUCUUUUCGGUUUGGGUAUUUUGUAUAUUUUUUGUUUUUUUUUAUUUUUAAUUUAAUUGGGGGCGGUUGAAUACAGCUACUGUUGCAUUAUUCGUUUCUUCGCAUUUCUGAGAUAUCUGUAAUAUUUAAUCUGGAACCAGACUACAUAAUUCAUUCGAAUGGGAGGUUUUCCGACAUCCCCCGUAUAGUCUCUAUUUUAUGCAUAGUUUCCGAAAACAACUGUCUAGUUUCUCUUUUCAAGAUCGGACGAUUUUAUGGCCUAAUAUAUUAGAAAUCAAGGCAAAACUUUCAUUUGACAAUGAGGCAAUGAAGUACUUACUACAAAAAAUAAACCUCCUCAGUCGACUCACUUUUUUGCUUGGCGAGUGACUUUUUAAGAUUGGAUACCAAAAAAAGCCAAAUUUGGAGAGUACAGUAAUCGAACAAUCGAUUUGGAGAGUACGGUAAUCGAAUAAUCGAUUCCUCGGACCGAAUAAAUCGAUUUUUUAAAUAGAUACGUUGUACUAAAUCGAUAUUUUAUCCUUGAAAAUCGACAUUCGAUUUUUUCUCUUUUUGACAAAAACCAUAAAAUUAUGUACAACUAUCUGAAUGUACUCGUAAUAUUACGGGGUUACUGGUCAAUUAUUCAAAAAUUCGCGAGAUGGUUGCGCGUUUAAUUUCGGAUGUAAAAAAGCAAAUCUCCAUACAUAAUACACUUGUAAUGGAAAUGGAUUAAAAGAAUUUAAACAUCGCAGGCAGACAUGCACUUAAAUUUUGAUCUUAUACUUUACUGGCAAAAACAAAAAAACUUUAUUCAUUACUCAAUAGCCGUGAUAUAUAUGAGUUUCGAGGGAUCGUCUGUUCGCUCGGAUCCUAGUAGACUUGUCAUCAUCGAAUCCCCUGAACUAUAAAAUCCCAGAUUUUACUGAUAAGAGAGAGAUUGUUUAUCAUGCAAUUUUUCUUGUUUUUCACAAACCGGAUUCAUAUUUAAAUCAUAAAUACAAACUUAGGAAUAAAUUAAUUUUUGGAAAUCGAUCUUUAAGACAUAGAUUUUUUUAUGAACAAUCAGGUUGCUAUUGGAAUCAAUUUAGCCAUGACGAAAGCUUAGGUGUGGACUAAUGCAUUAUCAUGGUAGAAGCGCACUUUUUCCUUCACCAAAUGGGGCAGGUUUUCUCUUUAAUUCGGCAUACUACAACCCUUUGACCAUUUUGCCCUUCACCGGAUAGCCAUCUACUAGAAUGUACUACACAAUAGUAAAUUGAAAUACUUAUCGGAGUGGCCUUGUAUAAAUACUAGGGCCAUUUGCCGUUGAAUAUAUUGUUAUUUAUCUCCAUAUUUUUUAUGUAAACUGUCAACAUUUCAUAUAAAUGUGACUGAUUAAGUUUCAUUGUCGCUCCUCCUUAAAUCGCUCUAGUAUAAAGGGAGCUUGUAUCCAUGGAGGGUCUUUAAUCAUCAAAGAUACUACAUAAUGUGAAAAAUAUACGACUCUCAAUAUAUAUUUUACGAAACCCCACUAUUAAUACAUACAAGGAUUUGAAAUAAUUUAACACUUAGUAAUAAACUUUAUUAGAAAAAAAAA